UAUGGCUGUUGAGUGAUGGCAUUUAUGUCUGACACAUGCUUUUUCGAAUUUUGGGUAGGCGAUGGGUCCGUCCGGAUAUGGAAAAACUAUGCAACAAAGGGUAAACAAAAGCUUGUUACUGGGUUUUCUUCAAUCCAGGGUCAGAAGCCCGGUGCACGUGACUUGAACGCAGUCGUGGACUGGCAACAACAGUCUGGUUACCUGUAUGCUUCUGGGGAGGUGUCAACGGUCACACUUUGGGACCUGGAGAAAGAACAGCUUGUCAGAUCUAUUCCAUCUGAUUCGGAGUGUGGAGUUACAGCACUUUCCGCUUCUCAAGUGCACGGGGGUCAACUUGCUGCUGGUUUUGCCGAUGGGUCUUUGAGACUCUAUGAUGUUCGAUCACCUGAACCGCUUGUCUGCGCGACUCGGCCUCAUCAGAAAGUUGAAAGGGUGGUUGGACUCAGUUUUCAGCCUGGACUUGACCCCGCAAAGGUGGUGAGUGCAUCACAGGCCGGUGACAUACAGUUUCUUGACCUUAGAGUAACAAGGGACACAUACCUCACAAUUGAUGCACACAGGGGUUCACUCACGGCCUUAGCUGUUCACAGACACGCUCCAAUCAUCGCGAGCGGAUCUGCAAAACAGCUCAUUAAAGUGUUCAGCCUUCAAGGGGAACAACUAGGGAUAAUCCGAUACUACCCGUCCUUCAUGGCACAGAAGAUUGGUUCAGUGAGUUGCCUCACAUUUCAUCCGUACCAGGUCCUGCUAGCAGCUGGAGCUGCUGACUCAUUCGUCUCCAUAUACACCCACGACAACACUCAAGCAAGAUGAGUCGCAACCGUAAGUGAAUAUGUUGCAAUUUGCAUUUGCUCUUGUGAUAAAAAGAAAAGCAUAAAAAAAAAUCAGUGCAGGUCGGGUGGGUUUUGUGUCGGGUAAAGUGGGUGUGGUUUAUAUAGUAUUCGUUAGCCUCCGUCGAAAAGAAGAUCUAAGUUAACACAUUAAAAAAGAAGGGAGGCUUCAGCAAAUAAGAAGUUCUUGUCUCUAGCUAUGCAACAACGCACGUAAAUGGUGUCUGUAAAUAGUUUCCCUGUUUUGCUUUUCAUUUUCUCAUCUCUUGGGUGUGUGAUUUGCUUUUCAUUAAUCUUUAUUUAAGUCUUUUCGUUUCCUAAUUUGUUUCAUGUGUAAAAAAAUGGAAAAAUUAAUGGUGGAAAUUUUUUUUGCA
Molecule: messenger RNA, 1204 nt
Organism: Camelina sativa (false flax)
Lineage: Eukaryota; Viridiplantae; Streptophyta; Magnoliopsida; Brassicales; Brassicaceae
Source: RefSeq, a predicted model, not a curated record